This is a messenger RNA of Pteronotus mesoamericanus, 486 nucleotides long. RefSeq names its product ADP ribosylation factor like GTPase 14 effector protein like (gene ARL14EPL). The transcript has 4 exons. Lineage: Eukaryota; Metazoa; Chordata; Mammalia; Chiroptera; Mormoopidae. The coding region runs from base 37 to 486 and encodes 149 amino acids. The record is from RefSeq and is a predicted model, not a curated record.
GAAGUAAAUGUCAGUUACUUUUUUUAGUGGUCAGAAAUGAGUGAACAAUCGGAAAAAAACAAUUCCACUGAAGAGGGACACACAGGUCCUGAGAAAAACUGUCAAAUCGGACAAAAGCAACUGCAACAGAUAGAGCGGCAGUUAAGAUGCUUGGCAUUUCAAAACCCUGGACCACUGGUAGCGGACUUUAAUCCUGAAACACGACAGCAGAAAAAGAAAGCACGGAUGUCAAAGAUGAAUGAGUAUUUUUCUGUAAAAUACAAAGUUAUGAGGAAGUAUGACAAAAGUGGCAAGCUCAUCUGUAACGAUGCUGAUCUGUGCGACUGCCUGGAGAAGAACUGCCUGGGCUGCUUCUACCCCUGUCCCAAGUGCAACUCCAACAAGUGUGGGCCAGAGUGCCGCUGCAGCCGCAAGUGGGUGUAUGAUGCCAUUGUCACCGAAUCUGGAGAGGUCAUCAGCAUGCUGCCAUUUAAUGUCCCCGACUAG